Messenger RNA from Anastrepha ludens (Mexican fruit fly), 1963 nucleotides. Its product is annotated as E3 SUMO-protein ligase ZBED1-like. Gene Ontology annotation, molecular function: DNA binding; protein dimerization activity. NCBI's taxonomy places the organism in Eukaryota, Metazoa, Arthropoda, Insecta, Diptera, Tephritidae. The transcript has 3 exons. The record is from RefSeq and is a predicted model, not a curated record. The coding region runs from base 65 to 1894 and encodes 609 amino acids.
UAAUUAAAUAUUAAAAUAAGUGUUUAUUUGUAGGUAAAUUUUCGUUGGUGUUGGUGGCGGAAGGAUGGACAAAUUUCUCUUGAAAAACUCACAGGAUGGACAAGACAGCAGCAUUGAGGCAAUUGAGGAGGACAACCAGCUAGCAAAAAGGCAGCGAGUCGGAAGAUCAUCGGUGUGGGGCCAUUUCGAAAAAAUAAACAACGGUAUGUCGGCAAAGUGUCGCUCUUGCGGCAAAAUGUAUAAGACGAGCGGAAAUACCUCAAAUUUAUUUGACCACCUGAAGCGUGCGCAUCCCGGUCAGCGUGUUAACGAUUUGUCAAUCACUUCUGGUAAAAUAGAUACAUAUUUAAACACAACAUUUGAAUCUACGUCAAAGCGCAAAAAAGAGCUUGAUUUAGGACUCAUAAAAUUUGUAGCUCAAGGCAUGCAACCUUUUUCUAUAGUUGAGGAUCCUGAGUUUCGCGACUUUAUCAAACUAUUCGACCCACGCUACAAACUACCGUCGCGGACUACCCUCUCUAAUGUCAUGAUGACAAAUUUAUUUGAUGAGCAGAAACCUAAAUUAAAAAAUUUGCUCAGCAAAAUAAAUCACUGUGCCAUCACAACUGAUAUGUGGACGUCCCUGGCAAAUGAAUCUUAUAUGACAGUCACAUGCUCGUUUAUUACAGAUAGUUACUGUCUUCGCUCUGCUGUUUUAUCAACAAAUAAGCUAAUUGAUGAAACAAAUCAUACUGCUAAGAAUAUAGCAGAUACCCUGCAGGCUGUUUGCAACGAAUGGGGAAUUUUUGAUAAAAUAACUGCAAUUGUGACCGAUAAUGCAAGCUCAAUGAUCAAAGCGUGUGAGCUGCUUAAAAAAAGGAAUUUACCCUGCUAUGCACACUCACUUAAUUUGGUGGUGCAAGAUUGCCUUAAGCUGGAUUGCACAAAAGAAUUACUUAAAAAAUGCAAGUCCAUUGUCGCGUUUUUUAAAAGUAGCACGAUUGCUUACAAGAAAUUUAAAGAUUCUCAAUUGACGGAAACUAAAUAUAGUCUAAUACAGGAAGUUGCCACCAGAUGGGACAGUGCAUUCCUAAUGAUUGAAAGAGUCUUAAAAACACAUGAAGCAAUCAAUAUAACACUUCUAAGUUUGUCGAAAGCGCCACAGCCUCUCACAGCUGACGAAAUCAACAUAUUAAAAGACUUGUCACAAAUACUUUCUCCCUUUGACAUUGCUUCCAAAGAAGUGUCAUCGAAUUCUAAAGUCACAGUAUCACUAGUUAUUCCAGUUACUUGUGGCCUCUUAAACAACUUGGAAAAUAGCACAAAAAAUCUUCUUACCGAAGUUGGCCUUAAAGUAAACGAAUUUUUAAUUGAUUGCGUAAUCAAAAGGUUGUACAAGUACGAAGAUCGCACAGUAACUAGCAUUUCUACAUUGCUUGAUCCAAGGUUUAAAAAACAAGGUUUCCGUUCGCAAUACAAUGCCAAAAAUGCUGAAAAACUUUUAAUUGAAGAACUUAUUCAUCUGAGCAAGUCUUCAGCUCCCACCUCAGAGCCACCAACACCAAUUGAUCAACCAAAACCAACACGACAUCCUCUUUAUGAAUUUGUAAAAAUCAACAUAGAAAAUUUGCCUAGGACUAAGCGCUCCAAUGCAAUAAUUGAUUUACAACAAUAUAUUGGGAAACAUCACUCCUUGGGCGAUGUUGAUCCCCUCAAAUAUUGGCAGCAUAACGAAAAUAGUAUAAAAGACCUUACUACGAAAUAUUUUUGCAUUCCUGCUUCAUCGACAGAGUCGGAGCGAUUGUUCAGCAAAGCUGGACAAAUUAUAACGGAACGAAGAGCUGCCUUAAAAGCUAAGCAUGUGGACAUGCUCCUUUUUCUUAGUCACAAUUCUCGGAUCUUGGCAGAAGACUGAUCCUUAAUUUUAAUUUUAUUCAAAUUUGUUUUGAUUUACUAUGUCCAUGAAGGAUCUCAUUAUGUUAAA